Drosophila virilis is the source of this 1085-nucleotide messenger RNA. RefSeq lists its product as uncharacterized. The record is from RefSeq and is a predicted model, not a curated record. NCBI's taxonomy places the organism in Eukaryota, Metazoa, Arthropoda, Insecta, Diptera, Drosophilidae.
AGAGUCUUCUGAGGCCAAUGUAAUCCACGGUCCAUUUUAAACCAGGUGCACAAAUUGUUGAUCAAACAUUUAAUUGGCACACUGAUAAAAAGUAUAAAUCAAAUAAUCAAAUCAAAUUGUUAUUUUGGAAUAAGCAAACAUUAAAAAAAAAAGACAAAUGUAAUUGGAAUUAACCAAAUGUUGUCUGAGUGCAUCCGCAAGUGAGGCUAAAGUAAAUGUGAGGCUUAUUUUAAGAAAUAUUAUUUUAUGAUACAUUUAAAAUAGUUACCUUUAGUUGCAUCGAAUUUUGAAGUACUUUUUUACCUGUGCCAUAAAUGUCUCGUACUUUUUGCCUGCUGCCAGUGUAAUAAGAAGCACAAUAUAUAUUUUGCCGCUGCAGCAGCUGUCGCGGAUUAACCCAGGUGACCGCUUAUUAGCGGGUCAGGAUUAGCGCCAAUUGGUAGGUAGUCCAGACGCCGCUGCAGCUGCGCUCCGCUGCAGGUAAAGCCCACGAGCUUCUAUAAAACAAGCACGCACAACUUUGUGGGUCAACAGUUGAACAAGACACACAGCAAGAUGAAGAGCCACCUGAUGAAGCUGAAGUUCGAAGCCGACGAGUUGUCCUAUACCAACACCUAUGGCGCCCUGGAGCUGGAGGCGGCCGCUGCGCUCCUCAUGCUGCGCUAUCAGUACGAUAUAAGUGCGGUGGGCGGCACAGGUUGCACUGUGGCACAGACCACGCCGCCGCCGCCACCGGCAGCCGAAACGGAGAAGAGCACGCCCAAGGAGCAAGUGCGUGCCGUUGUGGAUGCCUCGUCGCAGCCGCUUAAGAAACGUCGCAUACCGCCGCAUUUGCUGCGACGCUCCCUGACGCCGGCCAAGGCGACACCCAGCACCCAGCACGGCGGCAACGUGACCAAGGCCAAGCUAAAGGCGGUGCCAGCGGCGGCAUGCAACAAGGCGCUGCUCAAGUCGUGCCGCAACAUGAUACGCGAAUUCCUGGACAACCAGGAGCUGAUCUAACUAACACCAAAGAGGCUCCCUAGGAGCUGUGCUUUCGCUUUCAUCAGUUUUUGAUUUCAUUUAUUUAUUGCAUAUAUAAAUUU